AUGUCACUUGCACGACUCCGCAUUGUUGCUCCCCGACUAACAUGCCGGGCGCUUUCCUCUAGUACUCCGUUGUAUAACAAUACAUCUCAAACUCGGGCUCCGAACCCUGCUUCAUCGCCCGAUCAUGAAAGUCCUAAAUAUGCCUUGGGAUUUCUGGAUAUGCUCGCUCGGCCUCCAGAGGGAGAUACAUAUGCGGGCCCGGGUGGGCGGUCGGCCCUUCGUGGAGAGCGAUACUCUCAUCCGGAAGAUAUCGAAUAUACUCGGCAACUCCGUCCAGGUUCGACCGAUCAAGUUUACCGCAUGUAUGUCAAGUCGACCAGCAACAAUACGAUUAUUACCUUGACGGACCCUGAGGGAAAUGCGCUCAAGGGAGGAUCCGCAAGCGGUGGGAGUGUUGGAUUCAAGGGCGUAGCUCGUAGCGGAUACGAGGCUGGUUACCAAUGCGCACUGCGUAUCUUUAGCCGGAUCAGCGAAUUAAAAAAGACUGUGAACCCUGCCCUCGGCGACCUCAAAAUCGAGCUACUCUUGAACGGAAUGUUGGGACAGGGGCGAGAGGCGGUUUAUCGUGCAUUGAUGACACAGGACGGUGAACAGGUGCGCAACCUCAUCUGCAGGGUAACGGAUACGAGCCGGAUUCGCGUUGGAGGUACUCGUCCAAAGAAACGCCGGAUUCUUUGA
Molecule: messenger RNA, 678 nt
Organism: Rhizoctonia solani
Lineage: Eukaryota; Fungi; Basidiomycota; Agaricomycetes; Cantharellales; Ceratobasidiaceae
Product: ribosomal protein S11
Exons: 3
Coding region: 1-678 (225 amino acids)
Biological process (GO): ribosomal small subunit assembly; maturation of SSU-rRNA from tricistronic rRNA transcript (SSU-rRNA, 5.8S rRNA, LSU-rRNA); translation
Cellular component (GO): mitochondrial small ribosomal subunit; ribosome
Molecular function (GO): structural constituent of ribosome; mRNA 5'-UTR binding; small ribosomal subunit rRNA binding
Source: RefSeq, a predicted model, not a curated record